AUGGAAAUGGUUUUGGAACAAUUGGGGGUGGAUCUUCCUUUGUGUUCCUUGAAGAUGUUCCAUGAUAAUUUCAUGGAAUGUGAGGGGGCUAAAAAAAGCGGAUCUGAUGGAGGGGAAAGGAUGGUUAAGAAGCUUAGGAUGUCCAAAGCCCUCACUAUAUCUGAGGGGACAUCAGUUUCAGAUGCGUGUCGGCGAAUGGCAGCACGGUGCGUUGAUGCUGUUUUGCUGCCUGAUUCAAAUGCUUUGUUAUCGGGAACUAUGACUGACAAGGAUAUUGCUACUAGAGUUAUUGCCGAGGGUUUGUGGCCAGACCAAACAAUGGUGUCAAAAUGGAACAUUUGCACGGGUUACCAUGCUUCAUAUUACAUAAAGAAUCCUGCUAUACAUGAUAUUGUAACAUUUCGAGAUCCAACACAGCAUUCUGGAGAGAACACACAUAUUUUUAUCAAGAGAAUUGUUGUGAAAGAAGGAGACACUAUUGAGGCAGUAAAUGUUCAUCAUGGAGUACUCUAUGUCAAUGGUGUUCCUCAAGAGGAGAAUUUUGUGAUAGAUCCACCGACAUACACAACGAAAUUAACUCAUGUGCCAAAAGGCCAUAUUUAUGUUAUGGGCGAUAAUCGCUAUGAUUCACAUGUAUGGGGACCACUUCAUAUGAAAAACAUAGUUGGAAGAUAUUUUCACGAAAUAUCAUCCUUCAUGUUUUCUAUAGUAACUCAGUAUUAUAUUUUUUUUGUGUUCAAGUGUAGACACCAACCAUGAAGUGUAGACAUUAAUGAUGAAGAAUUGAGUCUUGAAGAAUAGAAGACAAUCAAAGAAAUUGCUCCAAUAAGGUAGAUAUAGAUUAUUUUAUGGCCUAAAUGUUAUAUAGAAACCAUGAACACAUUUUUCAUAUAUGAUUGUUAUGGUAUGAGAUUGUUAUAUCUGAA
Vicia villosa (hairy vetch) is the source of this 926-nucleotide messenger RNA. RefSeq lists its product as uncharacterized. The coding region runs from base 1 to 759 and encodes 252 amino acids. Gene Ontology annotation, biological process: thylakoid membrane organization. Gene Ontology annotation, molecular function: serine-type endopeptidase activity. The record is from RefSeq and is a predicted model, not a curated record. The transcript is spliced from 9 exons. Lineage: Eukaryota; Viridiplantae; Streptophyta; Magnoliopsida; Fabales; Fabaceae. Gene Ontology annotation, cellular component: chloroplast thylakoid membrane.